Arvicanthis niloticus (Nile rat) is the source of this 3556-nucleotide messenger RNA. NCBI's taxonomy places the organism in Eukaryota, Metazoa, Chordata, Mammalia, Rodentia, Muridae. The record is from RefSeq and is a predicted model, not a curated record.
GCGCUUUUCCUCAUUGAUAACUUUUGAAGAGUCCAGCCAGCUGCAUUCUUUUGUAAGUCAGCAGCCUGUCCGACGUGAAAAUCCAUCUUUACCCCUGAUAGCUGAGUAACCCACGUGUACCCGAGCUCAGCGCUGGUUUGGGGGGUUGUAGUUUCCUCCGGAAACCGGAAAACUGUUCAGAUGCAGUUUCCCGACCGCGGGCCUGGGCGAGUCAGCAGUCGGCAGCGCAGCGGCGGGAACCGCAGCCUGGGGACCCUGGAACCUCCCAGGUGUCACACUCCUCAGUCAGUCCUGCUCACCUGUGAGUCUCAAUUAAGAUCCCUGGAUGGUGAAGAGAAGAGACUGUAGCAAAGGAUCCAGUCUAUAUUGCUGAGACAGAAACUCAGAGAACAGCAAGAAGAAUGAAUGCUUCUCUGGUAUGUGCUCCCCAGGAUCUAUUAACAUUCAAGGAUGUGGCUGUGGAUUUCUCACAAGAUGAAUGGAAAUAUCUUGACUGUGCUCAGAGGGAAUUGUAUGUGGAUGUGAUGUUGGAGAAUUACAAAAAUUUAUUCUUUGUGGAGAGUCAUCGUUUAUCUCAUAAAUUUGAGAACAUCUUGGAUGAAGACACACAGUGUAUUGUCCACAAACAUGUGAAUAUCCAGUCAUAUAAAUGUCAUGAACUUGGAAAACUCAUUCAUGACUCUACCCAGAGUACAUCUUACGCAACUAGUCACAGAGAUACGUCUCUUGAAUCAUCAUGCGUAAACAGACAUGAUUCUGUGAAUACCAAAGAACCUUGCAGAUAUAAAAAUUGUGUAAACUGCUUAAAUUUGUGCUCUAUCAUUAGUCUUUAUCAAGGAACCCACAUAGGACAAAAAGAACACAAUACAGAGUUUGAUAAGGUUUUUGACACUCAACAUGAACUCAUGCUUAUACAAACCAAUAGUGGAAAUAAACCUUACAAAUGUAGUAAAUGUGACAAAUGCUUUACCCGCAAAGGAGAUCUUUGGAGUCAUCAGAGAAUUCAUACAGGAGAGAAACCUUACAAAUGUAGUGAAUGUGACAGAUGCUUUACCCGCAAAGGAGACGUUAUUAUUCAUGAAAGAAUUCAUACAGGAGAAAAACCUUAUAAAUGUAUUGAAUGUGGUAAAUGCUUUACCCACAAAGGUGGUCUUAGAAGUCAUCAAAGGAUUCAUACAGGAGGAAAACCUUACAAAUGUUGUGAAUGUAUUAAAUCUUUUAACCGGAAACGCAAUCUUAGAAUUCACCAGAGAAUUCAUACAGGAGAGAAACCUUACAAAUGUCCUGAAUGUGCCAAAUGCUUUACACGCAAAGGAGAUCUUAUUAUUCAUCAUAGAAUUCAUACAGGAGAGAAACCUUACAAGUGUAAUGAAUGUGAAAAAUGCUUUACUGUCAAAAGUGACCUUGGAAUUCAUCAGCGAAUUCAUACAGGAGGGAAACCUUACAAAUGUAGUGAAUGUAUCAAAUCUUUUACACAGAAAGGCAAUCUUAGAAGACAUCAGAGAAUUCAUACAGGAGAGAAACCUUACAAAUGUAAUGAAUGUAACAAAUGUUUCACCCAGAAAGACAUUCUUAUAAGACAUCAGAGAAUUCAUACAGGAGAGAAACCUUACAAAUGUAGUGAAUGUGACAAAUGCUUUACCCAGAAAGGCGAUCUUAUAAGACAUCAGAGAAUUCAUACAGGAGAGAAACCUUAUAAGUGUAGUGAAUGUGAAAAAUGUUUUACCCUAAAAAGUGAGCUUAGAAUUCAUCAGCGAAUUCAUAUAGGAGGUAAACCAUACAAUUGUAGUGAAUGUGAGAAAUGCUUUACCCAAAAAUGCAGUCUUAAUAUUCAUCAGAGAACGCAUGCAGCAGAGAAACUGUAUAAAUAUAGUGAUGAUAAAUUCUUUACCCAGAAAUGUAAUCUUAGCACUCAUUAGAAAAUACAUACAGGAGAGAAAUGCCGGUUUCCACGUCGGAAUUCUCACCAGACCUUGGAAAACUCUCCUCAGGUCCUGUUUCCUGGCUGCGGGCCUGGGAGAGUCAGCAGUCGGCAGCGCAGCGGCGGGAACCGCAGCCUGGGGACCCUGGAACCUCCCAGAAUGGUUAUUCCAGUCAGUAUUUCUGACACAGAAACUUGGAGAAAAACAAUAAGAAGAAUGGAUGCUUCUCUGGUAAAUGCCUCCCAGAGUCAGUUAACAUUCAAGGAUGUGGCUGUGGACUUCUCACAGGAGGAAUGGGAAAGUCUUGACCGUGCUCAGAGGGCAUUGUACAUGGAUGUGAUGCUGGAGAAUUACAACAAUCUGGUUUUUGUGGAGAAUCAUUGCAUAUGUCAUAAAUAUGAGAACUUCUUGGAUCAAGAUGCACAGCAUAUUGUCCACGAGCAUGUGAAUAUCCAAGAGAAGUCUUAUAAAUGUCAUGAGCUUGGCAAAAUCAUUCAUGAAUCCACCCAAAGUGCACCUUAUAAAACUAACCUCAGGGAUACAUCUGUUGAAUCAUCAAACCUCAAGAGACAUGAAACCGGAAACACCAGAGAACUUUCCAAAUAUAAAAACUGUAUAAAAUGUUUAAAUUUGUGUUCUAGAAUUAGUCUGAAUCAAGGAAUCCACAUAGAAAAGAAAGAUGAUGAGGUUUUUGACUCUAAACAAAACCUCAUGCUCAAACCAACCAAUAGUGGGAAAAAACCUUACAAAUGUAAUGAUUAUGACAAAUGCUUCAUCCAGAAAGGUGAUCUUAGAAGUCAUCAGAGAAUGCAUACCGGAGAGAAACCUUACAAAUGUAGUGAAUGUGACAAAUGCUUUACCAUCAAAAGUGAUCUUAGAGUUCAUCAGAAAAUUCAUACAGGAGAGAAACCUCAUAAAUGUUGUGAGUGUGAAAAAUGCUUUACCAACAAAUAUCAUCUUAGAAUUCAUCAGAGAGUACAUUCAGGAGAGAAACCUUACAAAUGUGGAGAAUGUGACAAAUCUUUUACCCAGAAAGGCAAUCUUAGAAGUCAUCAGAGAAUGCAUACCGGAGAGAAACCUUACAAAUGUAGUGAAUGUGACAGAUGCUUUACCCAGAAAUGCAGUCUUAUUAUUCAUCAGAUAAUUCAUACUGGAGAGAAACCUUACAAAUGUACUGAAUGUGACAAAUGCUUUUCUAACAAAAGUGAUCUUAAAAUUCAUCAGAGAAUUCAUACAGGAGAGAAACCUUACAAAUGUAGUAUAUGUGACAAAUGCUUUACCCACAAAUGCAGUCUUAGUAUUCAUCAGAGACUACAUUCAGGAGAGAAACCAUACAAAUGUACAGAAUGUGACAAGUGCUUUACCCAAAAAUGCAGUCUUCUUAUUCAUCAGAGGAUUCAUACAGGAGAGAAACCUUACAAGUGUACUGAAUGUGACAAAUGCUUUACCAACAAAAGUGAUCUUAGAAGUCAUGAGAGAAUUCAUACAGGAGAGAAACCUUACAAAUGUACUGAAUGUGACAAAUGCUUUACCCACAAGUGCAGUCUUAGUAUUCAUCAGGGAAUUCAUGGAGGAGUAAAACCUUAAAAAUAUCAUGAGUAUCAUAAAUUCUUUAACCAGAAACACUCAUCAGA